Molecule: messenger RNA, 1086 nt
Organism: Periophthalmus magnuspinnatus
Lineage: Eukaryota; Metazoa; Chordata; Actinopteri; Gobiiformes; Gobiidae
Product: iroquois-class homeodomain protein IRX-5-like
Exons: 4
Coding region: 1-1086 (361 amino acids)
Biological process (GO): regulation of transcription by RNA polymerase II; cell development; neuron differentiation
Cellular component (GO): nucleus
Molecular function (GO): DNA-binding transcription factor activity, RNA polymerase II-specific; RNA polymerase II cis-regulatory region sequence-specific DNA binding
Source: RefSeq, a predicted model, not a curated record
AUGGCGUACCCUCCGGGCUUCCUGUUCCCGCCGCCGCCGCUGUCCUCUUGCCCCUCUGUGGUGCUGGGGUCGCGCGCCGGCCAUGAGGGCUCGGCCUUCGCUCCAUACUCCUCCUCCGGCCCGCACGCGCCCUACGGAGCAGAGCCGCGCACCGCCUCCGCCAUCAGCUCCUUCCUGAGUCCUGGUUUCGAGGCUUCCACUGCUUUGGACUUUCACCCCUUUGCACCCUUGGGAUCCUGCCACCCGUACGCUGACCCCGCCUACAGGAAAAAUGCCACCCGCGACGCCACGGCAACGCUCAAGGCCUGGCUGAAUGAGCACCGCAAAAACCCCUACCCCACCAAAGGAGAGAAGAUCAUGCUAGCCAUCAUCACCAAAAUGACACUAACACAGGUGUCCACGUGGUUCGCUAACGCGCGCAGGAGGCUAAAGAAGGAGAACAAGAUGACCUGGACCCCCCGAAACCGCAGCGAAGACGAAGAGGAGCCCGAGGAGCUAGAACCAGAGCGACCAGACGAGUAUGAACCAGCACUGAGGCAGGACCACCACCAGGGGGAGACAGACCCUCCCAAACCCAAGCUGUGGUCUCUGGCUGAAAUUGCCACAUCUUCGGACACAAAACCCACCCAGGACCCCCCCACCCAAAGGACUUCGUUCACCCAUGGGAGCCCCCUAAGCAGACCGCUGUACUUUUCCCCCACGUAUAUCUACCACUACAGCCCCGUGCCUCCCAAACAGUCAGUCUUCUCUGGUCUCCGGUCCACACCCCCGCAGCUCUUCUUCUGUUACUCUUCAGUCACUCUCACAGCAGCAGUGACAGCACAGCCCCGGAGCGAGAGAGCCCCCUGCUGGUCACGGCCCCUCACAGCAGACGGCCACAUUCACGCCGCACCUGUGCCAGAGCGGUGCAUGCUGGGAAGUCCCUGCUCACCUGUGGAGGCGGAGUCCAAACAGGCAUAUGUCCUCGAGGCUUCAUCUGUCGUCCCUGCAGGAGUCCGACAGGCCACAGGGGGCGCUGUCAACACCUCUGAGCGCGUGCCAAAGACCAGGUCCUUGAACACAUCGCGGUUUACGGGAGAGUGCUGA